This is a messenger RNA of Marmota flaviventris (yellow-bellied marmot), 6917 nucleotides long. The record is from RefSeq and is a predicted model, not a curated record. Lineage: Eukaryota; Metazoa; Chordata; Mammalia; Rodentia; Sciuridae.
GCCAGCCCUGCGCGGCGCCGGAGAGCGCAGUGGCGGCGGCGGGAAAGGGCUGCGGACCCGCGGUGCCGCGUCGCACACUCGACGACGCGGCUCCGGCUUCGGUGCCCUCCGCCCGCUCCAGGAGCAGUAAGAAGACUUUAUGUUGGAUAACAGGAAGAGGUGUAGAGUUUGCAGGUAUCAGCUGUGGUCUUACUAAGCAUGUCAAUAGCAUCAAUGCCAGAUAGACGGUCCUAUUACCACUGGAUUGUGCAAGAUUUUUAACGCUAUUUUCUUUGAAUUAUGAUUUAAUAUCAAACAUCUUAAAUUUUUUUAAAAAAGGGAAAAAUUUUAGUUUUGGAAGUCAGAAUGCCAAGGAAAAGGAAAAAUCUUGGGGGAAAUCCUAUUCAGAAGACUGCAAACUCUAAGGAAGUUGUCGUAUCCAGUCUUGCUAGUCAUGAGGAGUCAACCACUACCCUUCCUUCCGUGUGUGAGACAAACACUGAUCAGGAAGAACUCUUCACCAGUAUCUCAGAGAUGUUUUCUGAUCUGGAUCCUGAUGUAGUGUAUUUGAUGCUUUCUGAAUGUGAUUUCAAAGUUGAAAAUGCCAUGGAUUGUCUAUUAGAAUUGUCUGCCUCUGAUGCCAAGAUAGAAGGAUCAUCUGCACAAAACUUUGUUGCUUCUGAGAACCAGCCAGUUGAAACAGGAAGUGAAAUAAUGGAGAAGUGUCCUCUUGAAGAAGAGAGUGAAGAUUCGAAGAUGGAUUCAUUUCUGGAUAUGCAGCUGACUGAAGACUUGGAUUCCUUAAUACAGAAUGCUUUUGAGAAAUUGAACUCUUCUCCUGAUGACCAAGUAUACUCAUUUUUGCCUUUGCAAGAUGUUAAUAGUUUUAAUGACCCAAGUAAGUUUAUAAAUUCACAUUCAAGUAAUACGACUCCUAUCCAUUCUAUGCAAAAUAUGGAUUCCAACAGUGAGAAUUUAGAAAAUUCUGUCUCUACAGUAAGUUCAAACCCAUUAACUUCACAUUCAGUUUUGAAUGGGUCCAGAAGUUUUAUAAAGGAUAACACUUUGGCUUUGGAAGAUGAUUACCAAGAAGAUUCUCAUCUCAGUAGUUCUUUAAAUCCAACAAAUGACUCUAUCAUGGGUUGUAGUAAUCUCAAUCAGAGACAGAGCGAGUUUUUAGAAUCUGAGCGUGUUGAGGCUCAACUUUCCGAAGCCUCUGUAAAUUUGGAUGCUAAUGAACCUCAAGCUUCUUUAAACCUUCCUGUGCAAAAUUCAGGGUGUGAUUUGCCAGAUACUGGUGGGAAUCAGAGGUCUACUUCUGUCUCUGAUAUUUUUGUACCUUCUGAAGGGUUCAAUUUCAAGCCACACAAACAUACUGAACUACCACCAAAGGGGAAGGAUAUGAAUUACUGCCCAGUACUUACCCCUCUCCCUUUACUGCUUCCUCCUCCUCCACCUCCACCAAUGUGGAAUCCAAUGAUUCCUGCUUUUGACCUCUUUCAAGGAAGCCAUGGGUUUGUGGCUCCUGUUGUAACCACAGCUGCACACUGGAGACCCGUCAACUACACAUUUCCACCCUCAAUCAUUUCUCACACUUCCCCAACAAAGGUAUGGAGAAACAAAGAGGGAACAAGUGCUUAUCAAGUACAAGAAACUCCGGUUUCUCAAGUUGUAAGAAAGAAGACAACAUCAUAUGUUGGACUAGUUCUUGUUCUUCUCAGAGGCCUUCCGGGAUCAGGAAAAUCUUUUUUGGCGAGGACUUUGCAAGAGGAUAAUCCAAGUGGAGUCAUUCUUAGUACUGAUGAUUAUUUUUAUAUAAAUGGACAGUACCAGUUCGAUGUAAAGUACUUAGGAGAAGCACAUGAAUGGAACCAGAAUCGUGCUAAAGAAGCAUUUGAGAAGAAGAUAUCACCAAUAAUAAUAGACAAUACAAACCUACAGGCCUGGGAAAUGAAGCCAUAUGUUGCUUUGUCUCAGAAACAUAAAUAUAAGGUCCUCUUCCGGGAACCGGACACAUGGUGGAAAUUCAAACCGAAGGAGCUUGCAAGGCGUAAUAUUCAUGGGAUAAGCAAAGAAAAAAUAACAAGAAUGUUAGACCACUAUCAACGUUUUGUUUCAGUGCCAAUAAUCAUGAGUUCUUCAGUUCCAGAGAAAAUUGAACGUAUUGAAUUAUGUGCAUAUUCUUGUGAGGAUAGAAGUUCCAGCCCAAGAGACAAUGAAGAUAUUACCUCUGAAAAAGAAGAAAAUGUUUUAUCCUCAUCACUGAAGCAUCUAGAGUUAAUUGAAGAAAAGAAUCCUGAAGUGACCAAAGAAACGGUGUUGCCUGAGAAUAUUACAUAUCUCCCCCAUGCAGAUAUAAGCAAAGGAAGGAAAGAAAUAAGUGGUAUACAUCAUAACACUCAGAGUCAGUUCAUUCAGGAAGCUGCACACAUCUAUCUUUCAGACUCUGGAAGCAAAGUUCAAGUAGCAGACAAGAGAGAAAAAGAAGAGCAAGUAGAAAUGACAUCUGAAAAACAGUGUAUUAAAACUGAUGCAGAUAGAGUAUCACCAAGUAUUUGCUCUGGUGAAAAUAAUCAAGACUACGAUCUGGCAAAUACUGGACCACUUCAAAAUGAAAAAUCUUCACCUGGUGAAAUAUUAGAAGAAAGAACAACAGUAAAGAAAAAGGCCUUUGGGAAACAAAAAAGCAAAUCACCUUCAGAAAAGUUUCCAAGACAUGAGCUAUCGAAUUUUGUUGGUGAUUGGCCAGUUGAUAAGACUAUUGGUCAGAGAACAAAAAGGAACCGAAAAUCUGAAAAAGCUUCAUCUAUACAAAGUGACAAAAAGUAUAGUCGCCCUCAGUCACGCAAAGUAUCAGAUAAUAGUGUGUCCAUGAUUACAGAUCAUAUCCAACAACAAGGAUCUCCAUAUGAAAGUGUAGAUGAUGGCAGGAAGUCGCAGUGUGAUGAUUCUUCAGAAUUUCUCAAUAGCUGUAAAUAUGAUACUUAUAAAAAUCCUGACAAAAACUCAUUUAAUAUUGUGGGUGACUGGCCUUCAUCUGAUUCUUUAGCUCAGAGAGAGCAUAGAUCAAAAAUGCCAAAGGCUGGUUUAAGUGAACCCAACCUAGAAUUUGGAACUAAUGAUAAUAUGAAUGAAAUAUCCUUAUAUACAACACAAGCCUGUUGGGGCACAUGCCCUAAAGAACUAAAAUUGUUGGGGAGCUCCACUCUACAAAGUGCUGACAUGAUACCCAGUGAAAUGACCCAGGAGAAUCAAACUUAUCUAAGUAAAAUGAUUCAUGGGCAGCACACAUUGCCUCUAACUUUCACUAGUAAUACAGCAACCAUUACUGGAGUGGUAGGGCCAGAAAUUCUAGCUGAAUUUCCAGGGGAAAUGCCUAGAGGAGUCCCCGGAAUAGAAGUAGGCACAUGUACCCAGACUGAACCACAGGAUUUUGCUCUGUUAUGGAAAAUAGAAAAGAAUAAAAUCAGUGUUUCAGAUUCUAUCAAAGUAUUAAUAGGAAGAUUAGAUGGAUUUAAACCAAAAGCUUUCAAUAUUAACACAAAGUCAAAUGUUCAAGAGACAAUUCCAUAUAGGGUAAUGUAUGAUAAAAGCACGUAUGUUGAAGAAAGUGAACUUACCAGUGCUGAUGAAUCUGAAAAUCUUAACAUCCUUUGUAAGCUGUUUGGAUCUUUUUCAUUAGAAGCCUUAAAAGAUUUAUAUGAAAGGUGUAAUAAAGAUAUUAUUUGGGCCACAAGUCUUCUGUUGGAUUCUGAAACUAAAUUAUGUGAGGAUACUGAAUUAGACAAUUUCCAAAAAUCAUAUGAUGAAUCACAAGUUGGACCAUUUUCUAUGGGAUUGAAUUUGAAGGAAAUUAUUAGCCAAAGAGAAACAGUAGAGGAUUCUAAUUCUUUUGUGCCAGAAAUUAGUCCUGGAAUCUGUAUCAGUAAUAUUAAUUCACAAUCUAGCUAUAAUGCUGAAAAGUUAAACUCAGAGCAGGCAGAAAUAAGAGCCAUAACUCCUGAAAAGCUUGGAUCAAUAACAAAUGUAUUUCCUAAUGCUGCUGUAGAUCUGAAGAGUAAUAGUGAAAUACUUCCUAACAGCCAGGUAGAACUAUCAGGUUUAUGUAGCUUCAAGCAGUCUCUUCCAGUUAUUCUAAAAUCCGCUACCCCUAAAGAUGUGAGUGAAAUAGAGAACAGUCUAGUAGCGGCAGAGACUGAAGAUGGUAUGCGUUCUUCUUUAAAUUUAUCAGAUAUUUUAAACUCUGUAUCAAGUACUUCAAAUCUUGAAUUAAAUGAAGAAGUUUACUUUACUGACUCUUUGGAAAUAAAGAAAAAUGAAAAUCUUCCAAAAGAUUAUGUGAAAUUUGUGAACUCUGAAGAAUUUAUGAAUGUAGAUGAACAGGAAAUGGAGAAAAUUCUAAUGGCAGGAAAUAGCUUGUCAGUUGGAGUUAAUGAAGAAGAUAAAACUGAGAUAUUGAAUCCCAUGCCAGGGAUGGCCAAAUCUCUGACCAUAGACUGUCUGGAAUUGGCAUUACCCCCAGAACUGGCUUUUCAACUCAAUGAAUUAUUUGGCCCAGUUGGUGUUGAUUCAGGGUCUCUAACAGUUGAGGAUUGUGUGGUUCAUAUAGAUCUGAAUCUGGCUAAAGUGAUUCAUGAGAAAUGGAAAGAAUCUGUAAUGGAGCGACAAAGACAAGAGGAAGUAUCUUGUGGCAAGGUUAUUCAAGAUUCUUCCCUGGUUGGACAUAUUGGUCUUGAUAAUCCUGAACAAAAAUCAUCUCAGAGAACAGGCAAAAAAUUGCUGAAGACUUUAGCAGCACCCGAAAUGCUCCCCUUGUUGGAUCAUUGGAAUACUCAAACUAAAAAAGUAUCACUCAGAGAAAUAAUGUCGGAAGAAAUUGCCUUACAGGAAAAACAUGAUUUGAAAAGGGAGACACUUAUGUUUGAAAAAGAUUGUGCCACUAAACUAAAGGAGAAGCAGCUCUUUAAGAUAUUUCCAGCCAUUAACCAAAAUUUUCUGGUGGACAUUUUCAAGGAUCACAACUAUUCGUUAGAACACACAGUGCAAUUUUUAAACUGUGUUCUCGAAGGAGAUCCUGUAAAAACAGUUGUAGCUCAAGAGUUUGUUCACCAAAAUGAGAAUGUCACUUCUCAUACUGCACAGAAGACUAAAGAGAAAAAGGCAAAGAAAUUGAAGGAGACUGAAGAUACCCCAAGUGAACCAUCUUUCCAGGAUUUCGAGUACCCUGAGUAUGAUGACUACAGGGCAGAGGCUUUCCUGCACCAGCAGAAGAGGAUGGAAUGCUAUAGCAAAGCUAAGGAAGCUUACCGAAUGGGGAAGAAAAAUGUUGCCACCUUUUAUGCCCAGCAGGGCAGUCUUCAUGAGCAGAAAAUGAAAGAAGCCAACCACCUUGCCGCUGUGGAGAUCUUUGAGAAAGUUAAUGCCUCCCUGCUGCCACAGAAUGUCUUAGACCUCCAUGGGCUGCAUGUGGAUGAAGCAAUAGAACAUUUGAUGACAGUUUUACAGCAGAAAACUGAAGAGUUUAAACAGAAUGGUGGUAAGCCCUAUCUUUCUGUGAUUACUGGGAGAGGAAACCACAGCCAGGGAGGAGUUGCUCGCAUCAAACCAGCUGUCAUUAAAUACCUCACAAGCCAUAGCUUCAGGUUCUCUGAAAUUAAACCAGGGUGCUUGAAAGUCAUGCUAAAGUAAAAUAAAUGUCCUUGACUUAGAAGUAUGAAGGUUUGUAGGUUAAAAUUAGUUUUAUUUGAAAUAAUUCAAUCAAUUCUGCUUUAAACGUGUGUUUUAUUAGAAACAAUGUUCACUUAUAAGAAAAAAAAAUGUUUUUCAAAAUUGAAGAGAAGUUUAAUUUUUUUACUGAAUCAAAUUCCAAGUAAUGUUACCUGUUAAAAAUAUUAAAGAGAAUUUUUAUGGAUUACAAAAUGUCUAAGAAAAUUAUCAGCUGCAAUUUUAAAGUCUGAAGUGCUCUGAUUCUUUCUCAAAGAGAAAAUGCUACCUUUGUAUUAAUUGUUGUUUGACAUUUAGCAAAGUCCUAAAGGCUUCUGUGAGAGGUAAUGUGCUUUGAGAACUGGUUCAAACCAGUUCAGAGGUGUGUAUUAAUAUUAGUAAAGAAAGAAAGGCUAUUUAACAACAACACUUGAAUUCUUUUUGCUUUUGAAGCCAAAUACAUAAAAUCAUUUCAUUUUAUCAUGUCCUGCAGAAGGGAACUCGUUGUCAUACUUUUUUCUGCUUUGUAUGUGACUCAUCUCUUUCCUUUUGUUCUGUUCUUCUGUGUAUGCAUUUUCUAUGAGGAAAGUUGGGUCUGAGAUUAUCUUGCAGUCUUAUCCUUUCCAUAGGCUGAAAGGUCUUCAGAGGUGAGAUGGUGGGCUGUCUGCCACUUGUUACUGCCUUCUAGGACUCCCAGAACCAACCAUUUGCCCGAGUGGCAGCAAAGACAGCACUAAAGAACUAUAUUUUAUAUUGGGGGCAUGUAACUUCUAAACUAGUAGGUCACAAUCCUGUUAAUUUAAAUCAGAAGACAUUUUUAAUAUCAUCAUAAAAGGAAUCUGUCCAGUUUAAAAGAUUUUUACGUUUAUUUUGAAAAAGAGCCAACUUUCGGAAACUUUCAUUGACUCCUCUUGUUUCAUUAGCUAACAAGUCCUGUAAGUAUGUAAAGUAUAAUUUUUUUAUACAGGUUUAGUGUGGUAAUGUAUAAUUUUUUAGUAUGAGAUAGUUACUAAAAUAAAUUUGAUUUUGGAUAUAUAGAAUACUUUCAACAUAUAAUUUUCGCAAACAAUUGUGUUGCUUUUUAUUUAGUUUAAAAAAUCAUUUGGACAGGAAUAAUAGGAUUGUUACCAAAAAUAUCCUGGAAAUACAGAAUGAUUUCCCAAAUAAGCAAACAUUUUAAUGAAAAUAACACUCAAAAAAUGUGUUUUCAUAAAUCGUCCAUGCAUGCUUUUAAA